Messenger RNA from Sphaeramia orbicularis (orbiculate cardinalfish), 3150 nucleotides. It is a transcript of the gene xab2, whose product is annotated as XPA binding protein 2. Gene Ontology annotation, biological process: mRNA splicing, via spliceosome; generation of catalytic spliceosome for first transesterification step. Lineage: Eukaryota; Metazoa; Chordata; Actinopteri; Kurtiformes; Apogonidae. Gene Ontology annotation, cellular component: Prp19 complex; U2-type catalytic step 2 spliceosome; post-mRNA release spliceosomal complex. Gene Ontology annotation, molecular function: protein binding. The coding region runs from base 86 to 2632 and encodes 848 amino acids. The transcript has 19 exons. The record is from RefSeq and is a predicted model, not a curated record.
ACUGUUGUACACUGCACGCUUCGAAAGUCUACACGGUAGUAUUGGCCCAAGUCAGGUUUACUUGUACGGUCACUUUCCCAAAGAAAUGCCUUCGCUAAACGGAAAAUCUGACGUUAUAUUUGAGGAUGAUGAUCUGCCAUAUGAAGAGGAGAUUAUCAGGAACCCUUAUUCUGUCAAGUGCUGGAUGCGUUACAUCGAGUUCAAACAGAAUGGACCCAAAUCCACCCUGAAUAUGAUAUAUGAGCGGGCUCUAAAGGAGCUGCCUGGCAGCUAUAAGCUCUGGUACAAUUACCUGAGAGAGAGACGGAAACAAGUCAAAGGAAAAUGCAUAACUGAGCCAAUCUAUGAAGAGGUCAAUAAUUGUCAUGAAAGAGCUCUGGUGUUCAUGCACAAGAUGCCGAGAAUAUGGCUGGAUUACUGCCAGUUCCUUGUGUCACAGUGUAAAAUAACAAGAAGUCGACGAACAUUUGAUCGUGCUCUGCGAGCCCUUCCUGUUACUCAGCACCCACGCAUCUGGCCUCUUUAUCUCCGCUUUGUUCGUAACCUGCCCCUGCCUGAAACAGCCAUUCGGGUGUAUCGCAGAUAUCUUAAGCUAUCUCCAGAGAAUGCAGAGGAGUACAUAGAUUACUUGCGCUCAGUUGGCCGCUUGGAUGAAGCAGCUGUGCGACUAGGAGCUGUUGUCAAUGACGAAAGCUUUGUAUCCAAAGAGGGCAAAUCUAACUAUCAACUGUGGCAUGAACUUUGUGACCUGAUCUCUCAGAACCCUGAUAAGGUGACCUCUCUGAAUGUGGGAGCCAUCAUCAGAGGUGGACUCACUCGCUUCACAGACCAGCUUGGAAAACUUUGGUGCUCUUUAGCUGACUAUUACAUUCGGAGUGGCCACUUUGAGAAGGCCCGUGAUGUGUAUGAAGAGGCCAUCCUUACUGUGGUAACAGUAAGAGAUUUCACACAAGUGUUUGACAGUUAUGCUCAGUUUGAGGAGAGCAUGAUUGCUGCUAAGAUGGAAACCACGGCUGAGAUGGGGCAGGAUGAAGAUGAUGAUGUUGACUUGGAGCUCAGACUUGCUCGCUUUGAGCAGCUCAUAGCCAGACGGCCUCUCCUGCUGAACAGUGUGCUACUGCGGCAGAACCCUCACAAUGUUCAUGAGUGGCAUAAGCGUGUUAAACUAUAUGAGGGCAAUCCACGGCAGAUCAUCAACACAUACACUGAGGCAGUACAGACUGUGGAUCCAAUGAAGGCCACAGGGAAGCCUCACUCUCUCUGGGUUUCCUUUGCUAAAUUCUAUGAGGAAAAUGAACAGCUGGAUGAUGCGAGGACAAUAUUUGAGAAGGCCACCAAGGUGAGCUACAAGCAAGUUGAUGACCUUGCUGCUGUAUGGUGUGAAUAUGGGGAGAUGGAACUUCGGCAUGAAAACUAUGAACAGGCCUUGCGCAUACUGAGGAAAGCUACAGCCAUCCCAUCCAAGAAAGCAGAAUACUUUGAUGCUUCGGAGCCAGUGCAAAACAGAGUCUACAAGUCCUUGAAAGUCUGGUCUAUGCUGGCAGAUUUGGAAGAGAGUCUUGGAACUUUCCAGUCAACAAAAGCAGUGUAUGAUCGCAUUAUUGACCUCCGUAUUGCCACACCGCAGAUCAUUAUUAAUUAUGCCAUGUUCCUUGAAGAACACAACUACUUUGAGGAAAGCUUCAAGGCAUAUGAGCGUGGCAUCGCUCUGUUUAGGUGGCCAAAUGUUUACGACAUCUGGAACACUUAUCUUACCAAGUUCAUUGAUCGAUAUGGAGGAAAGAAGCUGGAGAGAGCAAGAGAUUUAUUUGAACAAGCACUCGAUGGCUGUCCUGCCAAAUUUGCCAAGACUAUUUACCUGCUGUAUGCCAAAUUGGAGGAAGAGUAUGGAUUGGCACGACAUGCAAUGGCUGUGUAUGAAAGAGCAACACAGGCAGUGGAAACUGAAGAGAGACAUCACAUGUUCAAUAUCUACAUCAAAAGAGCAGCUGAAAUUUAUGGAGUCACAUAUACAAGAGCGAUUUAUCAGAAAGCGAUUGAGGUCCUGCCUGAUGAACAUGCUAGAGACAUGUGCCAGCGGUUUGCUGACAUGGAGAGUAAACUGGGUGAGAUUGAUCGAGCCAGAGCAAUCUACUCUUAUUGUUCCCAGAUCUGUGAUCCAAGGGUAACCGCUCAUUUCUGGCAGACCUGGAAGGAAUUUGAGAUCCGCCAUGGGAAUGAGGACACCAUUAGAGAAAUGCUGAGAAUCAAACGCAGUGUCCAGGCCACAUACAACACCCAGGUCAAUUUCAUGUCCUCUCAGAUGCUGAAGGCCACUACAAGCUCCACAGGAACUGUGUCAGAUCUCGCUCCAGGCCAGAUGGGUAUUGAUGACAUGAAGAUGCUUGAGCAAAAAGCACAACAGCUUGCAGCAGAGGCUGAGCUGGAUAAACCCAAACCCAAGGAAAAGAUUCUCUUCGUCAGGAGUGAUACUUCACGCAGUGAGUUGGCUGAGCUUUCCAAACAAGCCAAUCCUGAUGAGAUUGACAUUGAUGAUGACGACGAUGAUGAUGAAGACCAAGGACCUGAUGAGGUCCAGCUGGAACAGAAGAGUGUUCCCACAGCUGUCUUCGGAGGGCUUAAAGAUGACUAAAAGAUCAAUUUCUGAUUUUUAGUAAGAUUGGACUCUCCUGUAGUUACAUGACUGGCUAAAUUCACAUUUGUGCAUCUUAAUUUUAAUAUGAUGUGACAUUGGUGGGGGAAAAAGUUGGCAAGAUUUGUAUCUUCAUAUUUUUCUGAUCUACAUUUGUUGUACCAUGUUUAAAGAUAGGAUGUUUCUAUUGGCUCCCAAAUAGUAGCUGAAAAUAGUUACCAAAUAAUUCAGCACUAGUGAAAAAUAGUAAUGUUAUUAGAAGAUAAGUGUACCUUAAUUCUGAUGUACUUUGACUUUAUUUCAUGAAUUUCCAUUUACAGUAAAACACUUUGUACCCCUAAUGAUUGUAUAGUGAUUUUUGUGUCAGACAAUGUUCUUGAAAAAAAACAAAUGGAAAAUGAAUUCACUUUGGUGAAGAGAUGUAAUGUUUUUAAGUACCCUUGAAUGCCAACUAAUAUCUAUGUGGAUAAUGCACUUUUUUGCCAAAUAAACAUAGUAAAGAUUUGUACUUUUCACAG